Molecule: messenger RNA, 990 nt
Organism: Fonsecaea nubica
Lineage: Eukaryota; Fungi; Ascomycota; Eurotiomycetes; Chaetothyriales; Herpotrichiellaceae
Product: RNA polymerase II subunit A domain phosphatase ssu72
Exons: 1
Coding region: 1-990 (329 amino acids)
Biological process (GO): termination of RNA polymerase II transcription
Cellular component (GO): nucleus; mRNA cleavage and polyadenylation specificity factor complex
Molecular function (GO): RNA polymerase II CTD heptapeptide repeat phosphatase activity
Source: RefSeq, a predicted model, not a curated record
AUGUCCGCAGAUCCUCGACGUGCUCGCCUUCAGGCGCGAACACAGACGCCGCAACCUGCUCAAUCAACACCACAACCCCCAUCGUCGUCCGUGCAAACUCCUCCCUCUACCGUGACUGCUCCUACAGGACAGAGUCAUUUGCAAGUCACGUCCUCUACGGGCCUCGACGGUACCAUCGAUCCAUCCACUCCGCCCGCCACCGCGACGUCGACAACCCUCGCACCCGCCACACUGACAUCUCCUGCUCUACCUAGUUCUUCACAGAAUGAAGUCCCCUUUAAGCUCAAGUUUUGUACAGUCUGUGCCUCCAACAACAAUCGCUCCAUGGAGGCCCAUCUUCGUCUCUCUACCUCGGAGCACCAAUACCCCGUCAUCUCCUUUGGGACGGGUAGCUACGUCCGCUUACCAGGUCCCUCUAUCUCACAACCUCAAGUCUAUAACUUCAAUACUACCUCCUAUACGAAGAUGUACGACGAACUGAACGCGCAAGACGCCCGACUGUAUCGGAAUAAUGGCAUAUUAAACAUGCUUGAUCGGAAUAGGAAGAUCAAAUGGGGACCAGAACGGUUUCAUGACUGGAUCGUUGGCGCAGCCAGGAUGGAGGCCUUGAAUCGCGGCGAUAAAGGCGCUGCAGGAACGGAAGGAGGCGUUGUGGACGUGAUUUUCACCUGCGAGGAACGUUGUUGGGACGCCGUCGUGGACAAUUUACUCGACCGUGGAGCGCCUUUGAAUAGGCCUGUUCAUGUCUUCAACAUCGAUAUUAAGGAUAACCAUGAAGAAGCGCUGGUUGGUGGAGGAGCGAUUCUUGAAUUAGCCGAUAGCUUGAAUGAGGCGGCCAUUCAGGAAAGGCAAAUAAGUGGCAGCCAAGGGUGGGAGAACGGAACUGGGGCGGCCAGGAUGAGCUUUGACGAGAAAGUUCCUGAGAUUCUUGCUAGGUGGCAGGAACGGUGGCCGAAUCUACCAGCGUUGUGGACUCUGUCGUGGUUUUAG